Messenger RNA from Myotis brandtii (Brandt's bat), 1344 nucleotides. RefSeq names its product trinucleotide repeat containing 18 (gene TNRC18). Bases 49 to 1329 code for a protein of 426 amino acids. The transcript is spliced from 9 exons. The record is from RefSeq and is a predicted model, not a curated record. NCBI's taxonomy places the organism in Eukaryota, Metazoa, Chordata, Mammalia, Chiroptera, Vespertilionidae.
UCCCCGGGCGUGCCCUGGCUGGAGAGCCUGCUGGUGGCCAGCAGCCACAUGCUCAAGGAGGUGCUGGACAGCCCCUUCGUGGACCCGCUCAAGAGCCUGCGGCUCCCGCGGGAGCUGAACCCCAACAAGAAGUACAGCUGGAUGCAGAAGAAGGAGGAGCGGAUGUUCGCCAUGAAGUCCUCCCUGGAGCACAUGGACGCCAUGGAGCUGGACUUCCGCAUGCGGCUGGCCGAGGUGCAGCGGCAGUACAAGGAGAAGCAGCGCGAGCUGGUGAAGCUGCAGCGGCGCCGCGAGUCCGAGGACAGGCUCGAGGAACCCCAUAGAAGCUUGGCACGCAGAGGCCCUGGCAGGCCACGGAAACGGACCCACGCCCUGAGCGCCCUGUCGCCCCCCCGCAAGAGAGGGAAGAGCCGCAACAGUAGCGGAAAGCUGAGCAGCAAGCCCCUGCUGACAUCGGAUGCCUACGAGCUGGGAGCCGGCAUGAGGAAGAGACACAAGGGGCCUGAGGAGGAACACGACGCCCUCGUGGGAACGGGGAAAGUGAUGGGGCGGAGCCAGCCUUGGGACGAGCACGAAGCCCCGUCGGACUUCAUGAGUCAGCUGAAGAUCAAGAAGAAGAAGAUGGCCAGCGACCAGGAGCAGCUGGCAAGCAAGCUGGACAAGGCCCUCUCCCUCACCAAGCAGGACAAGCUGAAGUCCCCCUUCAAGUUCUCAGACAGCUGUGGGGGGAAGCCCAAGCCGGGCGCGGGCUGCGGCCGGUACUUGACGCCGUAUGACAGCCUGCUGGGCAAGGACAGGAGGGCGCUGGCCAAAGGCCUCGGCCUGUCUCUCAAAGCCGCCAGAGAAGGUAAACACAAACGGGCCGCCAAAGCCAGGAAGAUGGAGGUGGGCUUCAAGGCCCGCGGCCAGCCCAAGUCGGCCCCCUCCCCGUUCGCCUCGGAAGCGAGCAGCUACUCCUACAAUACGGACUCGGAGGAGGAGGAGGAGUUCCUGAAGGAUGAGUGGUCCGCCCAAGGCCCCUCCGGCUCCAAGCUGACAUCUUCCCUCCUGUGUGGCAUGGUGGCCAAGAGCAGCAAGCCGCCCGGGGGCCCCAAGCUGCCCAAGAGGGGCCUGGCGGCCGCCCGGACUCUGAAGCCCAAGCUGGCGGGCAGGAAGCAGCCGUUCUGUUUGCUGCUGCGGGAGGCGAUCAUCGACGUGCGGCCGGCCUCCACACGCUUCUUGCCGCAAGGGACCAGGAUCGCCGCGUACUGGAGCCAGCAGUACCGCUGCCUCUACCCGGGCACUGUGGUCCGAGAAGUUCCACCAACUGGCUGGGGCCCGUGUACGUGAGCGGUGGUCCUGGGU